This is a messenger RNA of Gilbertella persicaria, 360 nucleotides long. RefSeq lists its product as uncharacterized. NCBI's taxonomy places the organism in Eukaryota, Fungi, Mucoromycota, Mucoromycetes, Mucorales, Choanephoraceae. The transcript has a single exon. The coding region runs from base 10 to 261 and encodes 83 amino acids. The record is from RefSeq and is a predicted model, not a curated record.
UGUUGCUCUAUGCAACCACAGAUAAAUAGGGAAAAGUGCACAUUUGCUAUUGAUCUUAAGCAAUGUGGCACAUAUAGAAAGAAAAAAACAUCAUCCAAGCAACCAAGGAAACAAGGCCUGCUGAAAAGCAUUCUACUUGAAAGCGUUUUGAUGACGACAAUCACAUCUUACAUCGUACAAGUCAAUGUCCUGACAGAGGACCAGGUAAUCAUACUCAUUGUUUUGUUGAAUCCAAUACUCAUCGUGUUAUCUUUCUGCUAGAGCGCGAUCGUAUUGUCUAUGCGUUAGAGCUGUACCCUCCCAGUGUACAGUAGCAUAAGAACAUGAUCUAGUAAAUCAUCAUUUCUUCUACCGUGUUCA